AAUCAAAACAUUUUGACGUUCAAGAUGUCCAUCACAAUAAUUGGUUUAUGAGCCCUAAUCUUAGAUCUACUUAUUUGACAGUUGCUUUGAGAAACAAAACCAAGAAAAGGGGAAAGCAGAUCAGUGAUACGUCUGACCCAAAGCCCAACAAAAAGCGAAAGCAGAUUGAUGAAACGUCUGAACGAAUAGCCCAACAACCCAGGACAGUGAAAGCUAUCAGGGUCCAUAAAUUUGGUGGACCAAAGAUUUUGAAGCUUGAUGAUGUUGAAACCUCAGAGCCUAUGGAGGGUGAAAUUUGCCUGAAACUCAAAGCUGCCAAGGUUUGUGCGUUCGACACUCUUUUGCGUCGUGGUCUUGGGAAGGACUAUGAUCUACCUUUGCCCUAUAUCCCAGGUUGGGACUCGGUUGGAAUAGUAAAGGCUGUGGGAACAGGAGUAACUCAUUUAAAAGUUGGAAAUCUAGUAUAUUAUGCUAGCUCGGAACCUCACGGAUCAUGUAUUGAAGAAAGAAAUGUUCCAUCUGACAAAGUAAUUAUACUCCCACCAGAAGUUGAUCCAAUUUUUGCAUCUGCCUAUACACAGCUCGCUAUGAUGGCUCGCUACCUGGUUACCCAGGUCAAAAGCGGACACAUUGUACUAGUUCAUGCAGGAGGUGGCACUUUGUGUGGGUAUUUUCUCACACAGUGGGCCUCUAAUUUAGGAGCUACCGUUAUUUGGACUGUGCCCCCUUCCACAGAUUCACUGUUAUUAGAGAAGAUGGUUAAAGCAGCAAAGGGUGCUAAAUGUAAGCAUGGCAUGAUGAUUUCAAGGAAUGCUUAGCCUGCUUAAAGCCUAAGGGACAUAUGGUGAACUUUUGCUCUUUCUCGGGCAAACCGGAGAUAGCUGUUUCUACUCUCGCCCAAAAGUCUAUAUUCUUCUGUAGUCCUGACAUGAAACAUUACUUAGAAAACCGAGAUGAACUGAUUCAGAGUGCCAUGGAAGUGUUUGA
Messenger RNA from Rubroshorea leprosula, 987 nucleotides. Lineage: Eukaryota; Viridiplantae; Streptophyta; Magnoliopsida; Malvales; Dipterocarpaceae. The record is from the annotation of a GenBank genome assembly.